AUGCCCGUCGCUCCGGAGUCGCCUAGGCGUCCCACGAGCGCCCACGCCGCACACCUUCAGUACCCGACCCUGCCGCCUCUGUCCGCCUCUGUAGAAGAGUGGCUAUCUCGCUCGCGCCCCGCCAACAACAUGACGUCAAGUAAUCUGGAUGAAAUGGGCCCCGGAUCUCUAAGUGAGAGCUGGGCCACCCUCAGUGUGUCCGAUAUUCACUCAGAGGACGGAAAUCGAUCUGAACAAACCGACGUCGGCUCCCUAAUCGAUCAAGCUACCCCGGAUGAUGUGGCCAGCCUCGACGAGCGAUAUAGUGGCAGCGAGAUCGGAGCCCCUGAGGAUUUCCACCAGCGAGAGGAAGACGACGACAACAAUGACCAUGCCGAUGACCAGGAAAUCGGCGGCUCGCGACUCUUUCCCCAACCCCUCUUCCACCCCGGUGCCGCCAUUGACGAUAGCAACCUGACUGCCCAACAGACGCCCCGACAGUCGAUAGACUCUAUUGAGUUCGCAGAACCUGAAACUUGGGCUGAUGAAGAACGAGUAGAGCUCAAGCAUACAAUCAGCAUCUUGAAUGAGGAUGUGACCUCCGUGAUCAGCAAGCCAUCGACUCCUGGUUCGGUAAUAAUCGUUACAGUCCAACAGACCAUGACAAAGCAGACCUUGGAUCUCGAUAAGCCCUUCCGCGUCCUAUACUUUGGCAAUCCAGAGUUCCGUGAUAUCAUUCUGGACAAAAUCGGCGAUGUCUUGGUAUCAAGCCCUUCGGCGGGAUCCCUGACAAGCUCCGCUGAGUCCUCACGGUAUCAUGUAGUGCCCACUUCAUUCGGAACAGGAGCUGUGCCGAACCACGCGGAGCUACUCCCGAUAAAUGUCCAGCUUGUAGUGGAUGAGUGCGUGGAGGCUGCAGGAGACCUGCACCCAGACCAACCUACCACAGUCGACCUGACUUUCAAGAAUCGACCGUCAUGCCGCUCAUGGUGGGAUAAGGACCACUACCGCGUAUCUUCCACUUCCGAGUGGACCCUGCCAAACCUUGCGAUUCUUUUCAUUUCUAAGCGUGAUGAUCCAGCUGCCAUUCACGGGAGACGUCUUGCCCAUGCCUUCUUGGAACGACACCGAAUUCCCUCCAUGAUCAUUUCGGAUGAGCAGCUUUGGACUCAAGAAGAUUACUCCGUUCCGCUGAACCCUAACAGCCUCCACAUGUGUCUGGAGUCUCGAAAUGCGCAGACGGGCGAAAGUACAAUAUUGAAGCGAUACCCUAUCGAUGUCAAGACAUUCGAAAGCAUCACCCCUGGCCAGUUGAACCGCAAUCUAGCUUCACUUAUCGAUCUUCACCAGGGAAAAGCAUCUGUUCGCUCCGAUCGAAAAUAUUCUGCACACAACUAUCCUUCGUGGAUGUCGAAUGGGUACCGUUCGUGGUACGAUGGCUCAUGGUUCGAUAUCGAGAAGUAUCCCGGCAGUUGGCUUCAACCCAUUUAUGCACGUGGAAGUCCUGAACUGGGUCCAACGUUACGGCUGCUGACCCUCACUCUCGUGUCAGCUAUUGCCAUUUCGCUGGGGUAUGCUGUUUUCAAGACAUUUCUCGUUUUCCUUACGCAGUGGGUGGCAGGCUCAACUUUGUCUCAUUCCAUUCUCCCAAGCUCGACACCAGCCGUCCCAACGGCGACUCUUGUGCUAGAGGGUCUGAACAAGGAUUCACUGUCCGUCAGACCACCGGGCCACGUUGGCUUAGUCAAAGAAGAGCCUUCAAGCCUUUCUCUUGUAGAUCAAGUGGCAGAACUCACUAUCACCUCCUUCGGCUCCACGGUGGACCCAGACGCUUUCGAAAUCCAUGGCGUGGGAGACUGCCAUAUUUUGAUCAAGUCCCCCCGUAACUUUGCAACCGCGAAGAGACACCGACCAUUUGAUGUGGACGUUCACAGGCUCUUUGAGGGUGUCUACACAGUGAGGCUUGACCGAGAGGAUGCGCAUGGUCUUGUCAAUGUGACCGUGACCGGGAGAUCCAAGCCCUCGGUGCAACAGAGCGAAAUCAUCGACUUUGGAACACCAUGGCUCAAGAUCUCGAAUUGGCGGAAGAAAGCCCAGUCGAUAUCUUCGCAGGUUACAAAGGACCUACACGUCGCUCAAAAUGGGCUGUCCGACGUGUACGGUCGACUCUCCACCGACGUCCAAGUGAUUCUAGGAGAUGUGGUCAAGCGAGCACACUAUAUCAAAGAGGACGCUGAACGCCUGCACCAAGAGACCUCGCAGACCCGAAAGGCUAUCCUUCAUCGUUCUAAGCAACGCUCAGAUGCCAUUGUCACCAACACCCUCCAACACUUCCAAAGUAUGUAUUCCAUACUACGCCAAGGUUCAAUCCAAAUCAACCGUGAGGUUUUUGAGCGGGUCAGCAAUGCAUGGACUGGACUGGAGAACCCAGCCCCCAAGGCCGAUCUUGCAUCUGCGGUGGAUCGUGUGCGCAAUGCAACUAAGAUCAUGCUGGGCCGGUGCCAAAUGCGUGCUCGCUAUCUCCUGGGACGUCCGACAGCUCGGAAUGACGCGAACCUUGAAUGCCCCGGACAGAAGGCUACAUGCUAA
Messenger RNA from Penicillium chermesinum, 2568 nucleotides. RefSeq lists its product as uncharacterized. The coding region runs from base 1 to 2568 and encodes 855 amino acids. NCBI's taxonomy places the organism in Eukaryota, Fungi, Ascomycota, Eurotiomycetes, Eurotiales, Aspergillaceae. The transcript has 2 exons. The record is from RefSeq and is a predicted model, not a curated record.